This is a messenger RNA of Theobroma cacao (cacao), 2012 nucleotides long. RefSeq names its product aspartic proteinase-like. Gene Ontology annotation, biological process: lipid metabolic process; proteolysis. The record is from RefSeq and is a predicted model, not a curated record. Gene Ontology annotation, molecular function: aspartic-type endopeptidase activity. NCBI's taxonomy places the organism in Eukaryota, Viridiplantae, Streptophyta, Magnoliopsida, Malvales, Malvaceae.
CGCAUGCAGAUAUUGAAGUGGAUGCAGACAAAGUAAUUAAGUCCCGACCUGUAGAUUGAUGAACAUCCAAGGGUCUCAACUGUCUCUCACCUAGUUUUUCUCCCUAGUCGUUAGAAGUAGCACUGAUUAUUAUGCAUAGUCUUUUCUUCUCAGUUCUCAAGUGUAAGCGUGUGCAGAGCUCAUCGUUUUGAACCUUUGCAUCUCAACCUCAGCCACAGCCACACACCAGCAUCUUAAUUACUUGCAUCAACUAAAGCUUUUCUUAGCAAAGGAGUUUCUGUAAACAUGGGACACAAACUUCUUCAAAUGACUUUCUGUUUGUGGGCUAUUACAUGUUUACUCCUCCCCUCUCCCUCUGUUGGCCUAUCCAGAAUUACUCUGAAGAAGCAAAGAUUGGAUCUUCAGGGUAUUAAGGCUGCCAGAAUCGCAAUGCAUGGAGAGGAUAUACUUCAUAACUUUGGUAGUUCAGAUGGAGAAGUAAUGCCUCUAAAAAACUAUUUGGAUGCCCAAUACUAUGGAGUAAUUGGCAUUGGCUCACCUCCACAGAACUUCACUGUCAUAUUUGACACAGGCAGUUCCAAUCUCUGGGUUCCGUCUUCAAAAUGCUACUUCUCUAUUGCUUGCUAUUUCCAUUCAAAGUACAAGUCUAGUCGAUCCAGUACAUAUACCAAGAUUGGAAAAUCUUGUGAAAUAAAUUAUGGAUCUGGUUCAAUAUCUGGUUUCCUCAGUCAAGAUAAUGUUAAAGUUGGCGGUCUUGUUGUCAAGGAUCAAGUUUUCAUCGAGGCCACCCGAGAAGGAAGUCUCACUUUUGCUUUGGCAAAGUUUGAUGGAAUCCUUGGGCUUGGAUUCCAGGAGAUUUCAGUAGGGAAUGCUACUCCAGUGUGGUACAAUAUGUUGAACCAAGAUCUUGUAAGAGAGGACGUCUUUUCAUUCUGGCUUAACAGGGAUCCAUUAGCCCAAGUGGGAGGUGAGAUUGUUUUUGGUGGGGUUGACCCGAAACACUACAAGGGGAAGCAUACUUAUGUUCCUGUCAGUCGAAAAGGUUAUUGGCAGUUUGAUAUGGGAGACUUUCUUAUUGGAAACCAUUCAACAGGUGUUUGUGAGACUGGUUGUGCUGCUAUUGUGGAUUCAGGAACAUCCUUACUUGCUGGCCCCACGACUGUUGUUGCUGAAAUCAAUCAGGCUAUUGGAGCUCGUGGAGUUGUUAGUGCUGAAUGUAAAGAAGUUGUCUCUCAGUAUGGAGACCUGAUAUGGCAGCUCUUAGUAUCCGGAGUACUACCUGACAAAGUAUGUACUCAGAUUGGUUUAUGUCCUCUCAAAGGGGUUCAGUCCAUGAGCACUGGGAUUGAAACAGUGGUUGACAAGAAAAACAUGGAGGGAUUAUCAGCCGGGGACAAAGUCUUGUGCACUGCCUGUGAGAUGACUGUUAUUUGGAUUCAGAGUCAGCUUAGACAGAAGGAGACAAAGGACAGAGUUCUCAACUACGUGAAUGAGCUCUGCGAGAGCCUACCAAGUCCAAUGGGAGAGUCAGCAAUCGACUGUGCUAAAAUUUCAGAGAUGCCACACAUUACAUUCACAAUCGGAGAUAAGCCUUUUAAGCUCACUCCGGAGCAGUAUGUUCUGAAGACUGGAGAAGACAUUACCACAGUCUGUUUGAGUGGAUUUACUGCUUUGGAUGUGCCCCCACCAAGAGGUCCUUUGUGGAUUCUUGGAGAUGUAUUCAUGGGGGUUUAUCACACUGUUUUCGACUACGGUAAUCUUGAAAUUGGUUUUGCUGAGGCUGCUUAGUUCCCAUUCUGAUUCUGUGGGUUACUAUUGUAUGGUGAUAAUUAGUGCCAAACAAACAUUAUAGAUAGAAUGGAUGACUGUAAUGUAAAUUACUACUGCACUGCACUAUGGCUCUUCAUUAUUAUGACAAUUUGCAGAGAUUCAUUCGAAAAAUGUAUUCUGUGAACAUUCGCAUGUACUACUGCUUGAUAUGUAAACCAAAUAAACCAGUUUCCUUUCAAAUA